UAAAACUCCACUGAAGAGAAAGAAAGAUAUGAGUUGCGUUUACAGGCCUGUUAGAGGAAGAAAGAUAGCUUGCUGCAGGGAGUGACAGACAUGUAGAGGGAAACUCAGUGGAAUAUAAAAGGGACAGUGACACUAGGAAAGAGGUAAAUAGAACAGAACUGUCAAACUAAAAACAGUGGCACACAAUACCACCACACAGAUGAGUGUAGAGCUGCACGAAUCCUGUCGCAGUUUCCUGUCCUGUGUGUAUGACAGAGUGUGUUUGGAAGAAAAUGUCUGUGUAGCUCUCUGAUCCUGAUCAGAACCCACAUACACACACAAACACUCUCAUCUCAUCAGCACUGCCAAUCAGACAGAGGGGAGGCGUAGAAAUAUUUUAGCCAGCAAGUGAACACAUCCGCUGCACAACUUUGAAGAAGAAAAGCGAUACAGUAUUUUGCUCAUAAGAUCAUCCUCGGCCCUUUCUCUAUCUGUUCUGAGGACAGAAUGAUGCUGGGUUGGAUACUAAUAUCUCUGCUUCUCCAAUUUCUCAAAGCACAAGGAAGCCCCAUGGUAAUUUACGCACAGGAAGGAGGGACUGUUACUCUACCCAGAGAUAAAACGGUAACUGCAGAGAAUGUUUAUGUGAACUGGUACUAUGGGUCAGAGGUUAAAGCAGAAGUCAUCAGCAGGAACCCUCAGAGAGGGAUCCAAAAGGGGACCUGGACGCGUGCCUCUCUGUUACCGGAUUUCUCUCUAAAAAUUUCACCAGUGCAGGAUUCUGAUUUUGAAAUUUUCCACUGUGAACAACAUGUAUUGAAGGAUACUUAUACCAAGACCUACAAACUGUACCGCGUGUCUAUACUCAAAGUGCCGGCUGUGAUAUUUGGUGACACUCUGUCUCUAAAUUGUGAAGCGGAAAGCAGUUCGGUUCCGACCACUGUAACUUGGAGUCCACCUAAAAACUCAGAAUGUGAACGUGAGAUUACGUCUUACAGUGGAAACACAAUUUCGGUUAAAGAUGUGUCCAGGUGCGCCGGUGGUGUUUGGACAUGCGAGGUGAAGUAUGAAAAGAAAAAAGCAGAAGCAACAACAAGUGUUUCUGUAAUAGAUCUUGCCCCUUCUCCACCAGAUCCCAUUUAUACAUAUGUCUCCUAUUCAUACCCCAACUCUACAGUUGACAUCCCUUGUUCUUUGUCCUCUAACAUCCCCUGGGCCGUUGUAACUGACUGUGGCCUCCAGGGGGUUAGCUGGAGCUUCACUCCUCGCAGUGACCAAAACCAGCAGCUUGCAGAAUCUCUUCUCAGCCUAAGUGUUCACCCGAAGACUACAUGGAACAUCACAAUGGGUGCACAAAUUACUGUCCAGGGACGAGAGUUAAAAGACCAGGAUCUAUCAAUUCAUAAGCUGCCUGUAUCGGAGAAGAUUAGAGGGGAGUUCACCUGUAGUCUGAAAUUCAUGAAUAAGAUCCUCAGCAGGAAGGUGCAAGUGGAGGUUCUGCAGGUGUACUCUUCUCCGGGUUCUUCAUUAUCUGAAGGCCAAAGGGUGAAUCUGACAUGCACAUUAGGGCAUCCUAUGACCUCUGACCUCGAGGUGAAAUGGAAAUGUCCAUCUUGCUCCACUCUUCCAUCACUUAGCUCCUCUCCUCACCCUGCUUCUCUGUCCAUCCCUGAAGUGAGAGUGGAGAACAGAGGGAAAUGGAGAUGUGAACUCUGGAAAAAUGAGAAGAUGCUGACAUCUGCUGAACUAUUCCUGAAGAUUGAGAAAGUUUCGAUGGACAUCUGGCUUUGGGUUGCCAUCAGCAGUGGAGCUGUUGUCUUCAUCUUGCUCCUUGUUAUCGUCAUCAUUGUCAUUCGCAGACACAAACAGAUGAUAAUGUACAGACGACACAAGACCAAGUUCUGCUGCUGUAAAAAUCCCCAAACAAAAGGAUUCUACAAGACCUGAGGAUCCUCUGCUUUUUAUAUUUAUAACUGAUGUUACAAAUAGCCAUGUUGAUGUAUAGCUGUCUGAGUUAAACUUCCCAUUCCAGUGACUGCAUUCAUAUUGCAGAUUACCUUCCUUAUUUAUCUCCCUAAUGCUCUGAAUGGUCUAUUACAUUUAUACAUAAUAAUUUUUUUUUUUGCUUUUCUGUUAAUUCUUAAUAUGAAAAAAAUAAAUAAAAAAUUACUCAUAAUGUACAAUAAAAUACUAUAUGAAAA
This is a messenger RNA of Myxocyprinus asiaticus (Chinese sucker), 2180 nucleotides long. RefSeq lists its product as uncharacterized. The transcript is spliced from 11 exons. The record is from RefSeq and is a predicted model, not a curated record. Gene Ontology annotation, cellular component: external side of plasma membrane; membrane raft. Gene Ontology annotation, biological process: positive regulation of ERK1 and ERK2 cascade; T cell activation; interleukin-15-mediated signaling pathway. Bases 487 to 1926 code for a protein of 479 amino acids. Gene Ontology annotation, molecular function: MHC class II protein binding; protein tyrosine kinase binding. Lineage: Eukaryota; Metazoa; Chordata; Actinopteri; Cypriniformes; Catostomidae.